Capsaspora owczarzaki ATCC 30864 is the source of this 624-nucleotide messenger RNA. RefSeq names its product RER1 protein. Lineage: Eukaryota; Filasterea; Ministeriida; Capsasporidae. Gene Ontology annotation, biological process: protein retention in ER lumen; retrograde vesicle-mediated transport, Golgi to endoplasmic reticulum. The record is from RefSeq and is a predicted model, not a curated record. Gene Ontology annotation, cellular component: Golgi membrane. Bases 1 to 624 code for a protein of 207 amino acids. The transcript is spliced from 4 exons.
AUGAAUGAAGAGCCAUUGGGCGACAGCGCCGUGUCGUCGUCCUCGUCGUCGUCGGCCACGUCAAAGCAGCAGCUUCCGCCCGCCAUCGAGCGCGUCUACGUGAUUGCCAGCAGGCGCUUGCAAAAGACGCUCGACGACUUGACCCCACACCUGCACGUUCGUUGGAUUGGCACUGCGGCCGUCAUGUCCCUGUACUUUCUGCGCAUCUACUACAUUCAGGGCUUCCAUAUCAUCACAUACGCGCUCGGGAUUUACAUGCUCAAUCUCUUCAUUGCGUUUUUAACACCUCAAAUCGACCCCGCGUUGGCCAACCUCGACGGAGCCGAGGACGAUGGCCCCACUCUUCCCACCAGCAAGGAUGAAGAGUUCCGUCCAUUCAUUCGUCGCCUGCCCGAAUUCAAGUUCUGGUAUGCAGUCACGCGCGCCAUUCUCCUGGCCAUCCUGUGCACCUUCUUUGGCUUUAUGGACAUUCCAGUAUUCUGGCCCAUUCUCGUCUUGUACUUUAUCAUCCUGUUCGGCGUGACCAUGAAGCGACAGAUCCGACACAUGAUCAAGUAUCGUUACUUGCCAUUUUCGCACGGCAAGCGAACAUACAAGGGCAAGGACGAGCCUGCCAAGCAUUAA